This is a messenger RNA of Coregonus clupeaformis (lake whitefish), 2236 nucleotides long. RefSeq lists its product as uncharacterized. The record is from RefSeq and is a predicted model, not a curated record. NCBI's taxonomy places the organism in Eukaryota, Metazoa, Chordata, Actinopteri, Salmoniformes, Salmonidae. The coding region runs from base 363 to 2009 and encodes 548 amino acids. The transcript has 8 exons. Gene Ontology annotation, molecular function: protein binding.
UGGGUUUAGAAACUCUGUGUUAUCGCCUCUGUCUGUGCAUGAGAGUUUAGUUUCCCUCCCAGAAAACACGUGAUACCGUAAAGUGUUGUGUAUUCAGGAGGCGCCUGAAACGCGGAUGGUUUCACUCCUUUUUGCGAGUUUCGGCUGACUUGACCGCAGUCCUUCAGGCCGUCUAUGUCUUUGUUUUUACAUGUAUAUUUUCGCUUUAGUUUUUACAUGUAUAUUUUCCCAUCUGCUUUUACGAACAGGGAAACAUCACUUUCAUCCGAAUGGGAUUCCUCUUGGAACGCAAGGUCUUCAGGUCAAUGACCAAACAUGAGAUAGAAGACUUAGGCUAUGUGAUGUUUAAUAAAUAAGAAGAUAUGAAACAUUUCCUUCUAACUAUUUAUUUGAUGUUGCAGUGUUCAUAUGCCCUGUACACCCUCCCUGCUCCAGUCAAUGUUUCCAUAGAGUCCCUCAACUUCCACCAUGUUCUACGCUGGAGCCCUGGUCCAGGCACACCUCCCGGGACUAUGUACAAGAUCACCUGCAGAAGAAACCACAAGAAGCUAUUGCUACGACCUCAACCCAACAUGACAAGUCAUAGGCUGGAUCUAAAGUUCCACAAAGAAGAGUAUAAAUUCUAUGUUUGUGCCUCCCGCAACCGCUCAGAGUCGCCCUUGGUGGAGACCACCUUCACCCCCUACUUACAGACUGUUAUUGGGUCUCCAACAUUGUCUUUGGAUGGAUGUGGCAACUGCCUGGAAAUCAACAUCACACUGCUUGAGAUAGAAACUAUUAAAGAUAUCUAUGGGAAAUCCUUAUCUUUUGACAUCUACUGGAAGAGAGCAGGAGAUACACAGCCCAAAAAGACCCAAACAACUAAUUUAAGUUACACGCUGGAGAACUUGGAGGUGGGUGUGGAGUACUGUGUGAGGGUGUACACAAAGAUCACCACCAACCCCCACACACUGCCCUCUGGGUGGAAGUGUGCUUACACCAGCAUUCUGGAGCCCAACAGAGUCCCUGCUGUUGUAGCUGGGCUGUCUGUUGUCCUCAUUGUGAGUGGGAUAGGUCUUAUGGUUCUCAUGUUUGGCCUGUUCUACAUGGGGUUCCUGUGCAAGCUGAAGACCCAACAACCCAGAGGACUGACUGCCCUGGUGGAGAGCUACUUCCUCAUCCCAGAGAGGACGAUCCCUGACUUGGUCUCUAUAUCUUCUGAGACAGAGGAACAAGGGAAGGCCCUCAGACCAAAAACACACCAUGACAGACAGAACUCGAACCAUGCGGGGGAGGAGGAGGAUGAUGAAGAGGAAGAGGGGGGAAACGACGACUACGUGGACCGCGCUGCGGGGCUGUCCUUUGACAGCAGCUCCAGCACCACACAGUCCCAGGAUGCAUCAGGGGCUAAUGUGACCCUCCUUGACACAGCAGGGCAUUCUGGGGGGUUGAGUUCUGAGGUAGCUGCUACUGAGGAGGAAAGGGAAGCUCCUGUGGGUGUGAUUGUGCUAGGAUGUCAGGCUCAGGGAGGGGUCAAUGGUGAACAGGUGAGUGUCAUUUCCAGCUUUGACGGAGACCGACCCAGACCUCUGGGACUUGGAGGGUUGGGUGGAGAGGAGGAGAAAGAGAGAGAGGUGGAGGAGAAGGAGACCUCUGGUAACGUCAAUCUGUUCUCUGUGACUCUGGGGGCAUUAAAGAGGGAUGAUGAGGAGGAGUAUGAAGAGGAGACAGACUUUCUAUUAGAAUUUUCAAAACAGGAGCAGAAGCCUCAACUUCCCAUAGACUCCUUACAGAGGACCUUACGACCGGGCAGCAUGAGAUCUCAGAGUGAGAUACAGGAAGAUACAGGCCUAGUACUGACACUGCCACAGACAGUCUGCACACGGAUAUACUCUGAAUAUUCAAAUAGACAUGCUGACAGCAGCACAGAGCCACACUCUGGCUACCUUGUAACGAACACAGGCACUGUGCAGGCUGACAAUGCGACAGAAGGAGAGGAGGAAGACUUCUCAGGGUACAUGGGGCGUUGAUUAUUGUGUGUGUGUGUGAGGCUCUGUGAGCGCGGGCGCAGUGUAGGUCUACAGUGUAAUAGUGUGCCUUAGCCGAUAACUGCACAGAUAUUCCACUUGGUUGGUUAUGCCGUCUCACCUAGGCCUACAUUCCUUCCCAAUUAUUUGCUUCUGUUGAGUAUGUGAGAGUAUGUGAAUGUGUAUGUAAAAUAACAAGUUCCAUAAAUUGCCAUGCACUUGUUUUUCUA